Messenger RNA from Chrysochloris asiatica (Cape golden mole), 399 nucleotides. RefSeq names its product keratin-associated protein 6-2-like. The coding region runs from base 1 to 399 and encodes 132 amino acids. Gene Ontology annotation, biological process: hair follicle development. The transcript has a single exon. The record is from RefSeq and is a predicted model, not a curated record. NCBI's taxonomy places the organism in Eukaryota, Metazoa, Chordata, Mammalia, Afrosoricida, Chrysochloridae.
AUGUGUUGCAACUACUAUGGCAACUCCUGUGGCUAUGGCUGUGGCUAUGGCUCUGGCUAUGGUUGUGGAUUUGGCUCCCGUUAUGGCUGUGGUUAUGGCUGUGGAUAUGGCUCCCGCUACGGCUGUGGCUAUGGCUCCGGCUAUGGCUGUGGAUACGGCUCUGGCUACGGCUGUGGAUAUGGCUCCCGCUAUGGCUGUGGCUCUGGCUCUGGCUACGGCUGUGGAUACGGCUGUGGAUACGGUUCCCGCUAUGGCUGUGGAUACGGCUCUGGCUAUGGCUGUGGAUAUGGUUCCCGCUAUGGCUGUGGCUAUGGUUGUGGCUAUGGCUCUGGCUCUAGCUAUGGCUGCUGUGGCUACCGCCCAUCUUGCUUCAGAAAAUGCUAUUCUUCUUGCUGCUAG